Molecule: messenger RNA, 532 nt
Organism: Pistacia vera
Lineage: Eukaryota; Viridiplantae; Streptophyta; Magnoliopsida; Sapindales; Anacardiaceae
Product: subtilisin-like protease SBT3.15
Exons: 3
Coding region: 55-435 (126 amino acids)
Source: RefSeq, a predicted model, not a curated record
ACGAGUCGAUUGCUUAAAAAGAGACCUCUAUAAAAGAGAUAAGAAAAAGCUCUUAUGGAGGGAAACUUCAUCAAAAAUCGCUUUUCGCCUUCGAUUCUCAUCUCUCUCGUCUCGUUGAUUUUGAUAUUUCAAAUGGCUAAAUCCUCUGCCUCAGCCUCCGCCGAACCCGAGGUUCAGAUCGUCUACAUGGAGCGCCCCAAGGACGUCGAUCCUGAGGCCUAUGAUAUUCAAGUCCUCUCCUCUGUUCUCGGCAGUGAGGAAGCGGCAAAGCAGGCGUUGUUGUACAGUUACAAGACGGCUGCCAGUGGAUUUUCGGCUAGUCUGACGCCGAAGCAGGUUGAGGAUAUCAAAAAAAAAGAAGGUGUUCUUCAUGUUGCUCCAAACAGGACAUUGCAGCUGCAUGGAGGAGCUGGAAACAAGCGGUUAACCAAGUGAAAAUUUCAUGUGUCUACUAAGACCAUUAUCUAUCUGAGACGUAUCUCACCUUGUAUAAACUAGUUUGACUUGUGUGCUUUACUUAAAUAAUGUUUCA